Messenger RNA from Rubroshorea leprosula, 1964 nucleotides. Lineage: Eukaryota; Viridiplantae; Streptophyta; Magnoliopsida; Malvales; Dipterocarpaceae. The record is from the annotation of a GenBank genome assembly.
GCACCGACGAAGAUCGCCGGAAUCAUCAGAGCUUCUCUAAUCCGGUAAGCUCUCAUAACCCAUCAGUCUAGCUUAGAAGAAAAAUGUUGGGUUUCAUUCGAAGAGCAUUGAUAGAGUAUAGUAGGAGGGCAGAUUACGUGCGUUAUAUCAGAACGAUUCCAUCUCCUAAAACUAAUUCAAGUGACAAACAGCAAUCCCCAACAGUGUCUUACCUCACUGGCUCAUGUGGGUUGUCCUUGGAUAAAGCUAUUUCAGCUUCCAGGUUUGUUCAGAUUGAGAACACUGAAGGACCUGAUUCAGUUCUUAGGCUCCUGGAGAGUCAUGGGUUUACUAAAUCUAACAUUAUCCGCUUAAUCUCUAAGUACCCAAAAUUUCUAUUGGCUAAUCCAGAGAAAACUCUUAGACCCAAGAUUGAAUUUUUCGAGUCUCUGGGCAUUGUGGGAGAAGACCUCACCAAGAUUCUCUGUUCACAUGUAAAUAUUCUGUCUCGUAGUUUGGAGAAGAAGAUAUUACCGCUCUUCGUGCCUAAUAUAUCCAGAUUGCGUGCUGAAGAGGUGGUCAAUGAAGUUAAAGCAAUGGGUUUUGAUCCAGCUAAGAAGACUUUCAUCUUGGCAAUUCGGUCAAAGGCAUUUGUAAGCAGGGAAAUUUGGGAGAAAAGGAAGGAGCUUCUGAUGAGCUAUGGUUGGUCAGAGAAACAGUUUCAAUUAGCUGUUGUUAUGCGGCCUGAUUUCAUGCUUACCUCAGAAAAGAAGAUGAGGAAGAUGAUGGAUUUUCUUUUAAACACUGCUAGUUUGAAACCAGUAGAUGUUGCUAUCUGCCCAAAUCUUUUCCUCUGUAGCUUGGAGAAUAAGUUCAUUCCAAGAUGGUCACUUUUGAAAGUUUUAAUGUCAAAAGGUUUGGUAAAGCAUGUUAAUCUAGUUUGUGCCUUCAUUGUGAGCAAUAAAUAUUUUGAGAAGAAGUAUGUGACUGAGUAUGAGGAGGAUUUUCCUGAAAUAACCAUGGCAUACCGGGAACAGACUGGAUUCAAGGAUUUGGUAGCAGAUUGUGAGACUUAAACUUGGCUGAAGGAAGGCAGGACCGCAAUGGCCUGCCAUUUAGUGGCAGCUGGUUUCUCUAUUGAAGGACUUGUACAUAUGUCCAAAGCAGGUUGGGAGAAAAUGGAGGACCUUCUUAUGAACUAUGGUUGGUUGGGGAAACAAUUUCAAUUGGCAUUUGCAUUGCAACCAAAUUUUAAGGCUAUCUCUGUCAAGAAAGUGAUAAUGGCAGUGAUUUCUGUGGGUGCUGAUCUUUUGACUUGGUAUUGGUUUGUUAAAUUGGCAAAACAUGUUAAGCUUUACAACAAUUCUGUGCAGUAAAUCUUUUGCUGAACAUUCCCAUUUAAGGUUAUGUUUUCCAUGUCUACAUGCUUUCAAACUUCAAUCUUUUCAUUAUAUAUACAUUUCCUUCUACAAAACUACUGCUAAGCACCUUGGGAACAAUUGCACAUGCUUGUAUCCUGAUUUGGCUGCUAAUGUAAGCAAUAACUUACAGCUAGAAAAUUCUUUUUAUAUGAAUAGGAAGGUGGUUAACCCUUGAAUUAGCUGUACUUCCUAUUAUUAAGGUAUGUGAUUGAGUAUGAGGCUCUUGAAAUAAUUAAUAAGGCAUACCAAGAGGGGACUAGAUUCAAGGAUUCGGUUGCAGAUUUCAAGGCUUAAAAUUGGCUUCCAAUACAUUGGUAGUGAUUACUCUGGGUGCUGAUUUCUUAUUGAUUGCGCUCUUCAUAAUAGCAAUUCAAAUAGGAGUGCUUUACCAUCCAGGUAACAACUCUGCUUGCCCCUCUUUACUAUUGACUCGAUCAAAUAAUUGACUGGUUAUUUUACUUUUUGUCUAGAAAUUGACUAAUAGGCAAAUCAUGUUGAGUGCAAGGGAGAUGAAUCAUAGUUAGUUGGAUUGAUAAGGGACUUUACUAAAUUUUUUGUUGCACU